AUGGGGAAAAGUUCAUUGGUCUCCAGUUCUCAACCACGAUCUAUUGCAGUUGGAGAUUUCAAUAAUGACAAUUUGAUUGAUAUUGUUGUGGCCAAUUCUGGUUCGAAUACUAUUGAUAUAUUUCUUUCACGUGAUAAUGGAACAUUCAUGGAUCAAAACAUUCAUACAGCCGGUUCUCAAUCGUCUCCUUAUUCAGUUGUUACUAAUGAUUUCAAUAGUGAUAGCUUUAUUGAUAUUGCUGUGGCCAAUUAUAGAACAAACAAUGUAGGAAUGUUUUUUGGAUAUGGUAAUGGAACGAUUUCUACUCAAACUCCAUUUUCAACUGGUUCUUCUCAUCCGUUUUUUAUUAAGACUGGAGAUUUUAAUAAUGACAAUAGAUCGGAUAUUGUGAUUGCUAAUCAUGGUACUAAUUCCAUUGGUGUCUAUCUCGGCCGUGGUGAUGGAUCUUUUCAAACAGAGAAAAGAUUUUUCACUGGUUAUGAUUCCGUUCCAUAUUCCAUCGAUGUUAACGAUUUUAACAAUGAUAACAACCUAGAUAUUGUUGUGGCGAAUUACGGUACUAAUAAUAUUGGCAUUUUUCUCGGACGUGGUAAUGGAGAUUUUGAAAGUCAAAUGACUUACUCAACUAAUAUGAAUUCAAAUCCAACAUCUGUUGCAGUUGGUGAUUUUAAUAAUGACAAUCAUUUAGAUAUUGUUGUUGCGAACAACGGCACUGGAAAUCUAGGUAUUUUCUUUGGUUUCGGUAAUGGAACAUUUGCAAAACAAACAAUAUAUUCUCUUGGUUCCAAUUCUUAUCCACAAUAUGUUGCUGUUGGGGAUUUUAAUGGGGACCAGGAACUAGAUAUUGCUAUUGUUACGUCAAAUAAUGAUCAGAUACAAAUAAUUCUCGGAUCCGGUAAUGGCACUUUUUUUAUAUUAGCAACAUAUGAUGAGAUGCCAAAUUCUCAUUCAUUUUCAAUUGUCAUAGCUGACUUUAAUAAAGAUAAUCAAUCAGACAUCGCUGUGUCUAAUUAUGGCACUAAUAAUGUACUUGUAAUGAGUGGAUACUUCACUGAACUGCUUACAAGACAAACUACCUAUAUAGUUAACAUAGAUAGUAGACUCACGUGUAUAGCCACUGCUGAUUUUGAUAACGACGGUUAUCUAGAUAUAGUGGUUAAUGGUAUUGCAUAUGACUCUUUGCUCUUGCUAGCUGGUACUAGUAAUGGAACUUUUGCUCGGAAGAAAAUAUUUUCAGCCGGUUAUCAAUCGCAGCCAAAUGAAUUUUGUAUUUGUGAUGUGAAUAAUGAUAAUCAACUAGAUAUUAUCACUGCCAAUAUGGGUUCCGAUAGUGUAGGUGUUAUUCUUGGCGAUGCCAAUCAAAUCUUCAGAAAUGUAACAACCUAUUCUACUGGUAUCCAUUCUAGUCCAGCAUCUGUAGCAGUUGGUGACGUCAACAAUGAUACAAAUCUAGAUAUCAUAUCUGCAAACUCACAUACCAGUAGUGUUAGCGUUCUUCUUGGAUAUGGUGAUGGCAAUUUUGCUAUCGCUGUUAUGUAUUCUGUUGGUAUUGGUAACGAUCCUAGUUCACUGGCUCUUGGUGACGUCAAUAAUGAUGGUUAUCUUGACAUUGCUAUCACUAAUUAUUUUGCCUGCAGCUUGUCUAUACUCUAUGGAGAUGGCUAUGGGGUGUUUAGAUUAAUGAUUUUUUCAACAGGAUACAACUCAGGUCCUAGAUCCAUUACUCUUGUUGAUUUAAAUGAUGAUAGUUAUCUAGAUAUUGUGGUUGCUAAUAAUGGUGCUAGCGAUAUAGGUAUUUUCCUUGGACAUGGAGACGGAAGUUUUAGUGUAACGGCGAUGUAUUCAACUGGAAUUCACUCCCAACCAUACAAACUGGUUGUUGCUGACUACAACCACGAUAAUCAUUUGGAUAUUGUUGCUACCCUUUUCACUUCUAGCGAAGUAGUUAUUUAUUUUGGAUAUGGCAAUGGAAGCUUUCAACUAGCAAGAAGAUAUACUACUGGAUAUAAUUCAGGGCCAUGUGAUAUUGUCCUUGCCAAUUUAAACAACGAUAAACAAUUAGAAAUCAUUGUUGUUCUUUAUAGCAAAGGUUCAAUAGGAAUGUUAACGCCAUAUACUGCUGCCAACUUUAAAAAUCAAGCAUUCUAUUCCACUGGUUCAGCACCAAUGCCAUAUUCUAUAGCUAUAACUGACUUCAAUAAUGAUAAUCAAUCAAAUAUCGUUAUUGCUAAUUCAGGAACUGAUAAUUUACGUAUCGGUUUUGAUUUCUAUAAUGGUACAUUUCAGUCUCAAACAAUAUAUUCGACAGGCUUUCGUUCUCAUCCAGAAUAUGUUACUGUUGGUGAUGUAAAUAAUGAUAAUUAUCAAGAUAUAAUUAUUAUAGAUUCAUAUCAUACUAGUAUUAGUAUGAUUAUGGGAUGUGGUAAUGGGAGUUUCAAUCAACAACAGAUCACAUUUCCUGUUAACAGUGGUUCAAAUCCAUCUGCAAUUAUUGUUAGUGAUUUUAACAAUGAUAAUCGAUCCGAUCUGUUUAUUGUUAAUGAAGGCACCGACAGUAUAGCAACACUCAAUGGAUAUAAUUAUUCAACAUUUAACAGUCCAGAUAUGUAUAAAACUGCAAUCGAUCUAGGACCUGUGAUAGUUGUCACUGCUGAUUUCAAUAAUGACAAUUGUUUAGAUUUAGCCGCUCCUUUUAUGGCCAGUGGUAGUAUUGGUAUACUUCUAGGGUAUGGAAAUGGAAGCUUUAGUACUAUCAUGACUUAUCAACUAGGAACUAACGCAUCUCCUGGUGGACUUGAUGUAGGCGAUCUGAACAACGAUGGUAAAAUUGAUAUUGCCAUAGCUGACUAUGGUACUAACAAUGUAAUCAUUCUUAUCGGAUAUGGUAAUGGAAGUUUUGCUAGUAUGAUGUAUUUUUCAGCUGGGAAUAAUUCUCAGCCAUUGUCAAUUGUGAUGGCUGAUUUCAACAGAGAUAAUCGGCUAGAUAUCGCUGUAGCUAAUUCUGGUAGUGAUAGCGUAGGUGUUUUUCUUGGAUAUGGUAAUGGCAGUUUUGCCACGAUUAUGGCUUAUUCCACUGGAUACAAUUCGUUUCCAGUCAUGCUCAUCACUUAUGAUUUGAAUAGAGACAAUCACACUGACAUUAUUGCUGUUAAUCGUAAAGCCAGCACUAUCGGAAUCUUUCUUGGCUAUGGAAAUGGCAGUUUUCGAAACCAAGCAGCUUAUGCAAAUGAACAGAGUGCAGUUUCAUAUUCAGCUGCAGUAAUUGCUUUUGAUAACAACAGUGAUCCCGAUAUCAUUGUUACCAAUGAGAACUCGAAUAGCCUGGCGAUAUUUUAUAACUACAGGAAUGGAACUUUUUCGAGUAGGUAUACCGUGCAAGACAUAACCGGUUCUUUGCCGAUAUAUGUUACUGUCGGAGAUAUGAACAAUGACAGUAAACUAGACAUUAUUUUAGUAAACUAUGGAACUAAUAAUGUUAAUAUAUAUUUUGGAUACAAAAGUGGAAUAUAUAAUGGAGGAAGACCAUAUUCAACUGGUGUUGGAUCUGGACCAAUAUGGUUAGCUAUAGCUGAUUUCAAUAACGACAAUCGAUCUGAUUUUGCGAUUGCUAAUUGUGACACAAGCGAAAUUGGUGUUUUCAUAAAAAUCUCUACAUCGUUUGUAUUAGAACACCCUACGACAAUGUCAACCCAUCCAUCUUGA
This is a messenger RNA of Rotaria sp. Silwood2, 3702 nucleotides long. The record is from the annotation of a GenBank genome assembly. NCBI's taxonomy places the organism in Eukaryota, Metazoa, Rotifera, Eurotatoria, Philodinida, Philodinidae.